AUGGCCCAAAUGUUUCCAGAACGAAAAACUAAAUCCUUUAAUACUCGAAAGGCACCACCAACAGCUUCAAACGAAUACCAUAAAUUAUUUCGAUUUACGGAUGAUGACGUUACGUGGAUGGCAAAACACUUUUUGGAUGCAACUGUAAAUGAAAAAGCUAUAUUCACCAGUGUUGAUGUUAGUUGGCCCAGAUCUGUUCAUGGCUCAAGAAUAUUUAAAAACUCUAAUAUAUAUCCACUAUUAAUAGGUUUGGAAAAUAGAGGAUAUCUUCUAGGAGAUGCAGGGUAUGGUAUAACCCCAUUUUUGAUGACUCUAUUUGAAAAUGCUCAAACAGAAAUUGAAAAGAAUUUUAACAAAAAACAUGCUAAAAACAGAGUAAUUAUAGAACAUGCAUUUGGUCAAUUAAAAAGACGCUUUCCAAUUCUCAGAUACGGCGUAAGAAUUAAGCCAGAGAUGAUAGCUACACGUAUCACUGCAUGCUUUAUACUGCACAAUAUUGCGAAAACUUUAAACGAUCCAGAUUUUGAGGAUGAAGAUGUCGAAGAAGAUAACGAAGAAAUUGUUCCUGUAAUUGAAGAAGGAAACGAACAGCAACUUCGUUUACUUGGUCAGCAGCGUAGAAAUGAAAUUGCUUUGGCAAUAAUAAAUUAAGAGACUUAUGUAGAGAGAAUUAAGUAAUUAACAUCUUUUUUGUUAUCAACUUUGU
Molecule: messenger RNA, 706 nt
Organism: Hydra vulgaris (swiftwater hydra)
Lineage: Eukaryota; Metazoa; Cnidaria; Hydrozoa; Anthoathecata; Hydridae
Source: RefSeq, a predicted model, not a curated record